Messenger RNA from Colletotrichum abscissum, 2820 nucleotides. RefSeq names its product phosphoglycerate dehydrogenase. Gene Ontology annotation, biological process: L-serine biosynthetic process. Lineage: Eukaryota; Fungi; Ascomycota; Sordariomycetes; Glomerellales; Glomerellaceae. The transcript has 3 exons. Gene Ontology annotation, molecular function: phosphoglycerate dehydrogenase activity; NAD binding. The coding region runs from base 1 to 2820 and encodes 939 amino acids. The record is from RefSeq and is a predicted model, not a curated record.
AUGGCUCCUUCUGCAAUCGAGAAGAUCACGUCGACGGUGUCCUCCUUCGCGUCUGAUAGACUCCGCAUCCUUGUUCCUGAGAAGGUUUCCUCAGAUGGUCUUGCACUCCUGAAAGACAAAUACGAUGUUGACAACCGCGCGGGGUUGUCUCCCGAAGAGCUCAUCGAAGCGAUCCCCAACUACCACGCACUGAUUGUACGGUCCGAAACGAAGGUGAAUGCGGAUGUACUGGCUGCUGGCAGAAAGCUCCGCGUCGUUGCACGAGCCGGCGUGGGCGUGGACAACAUUGACGUCGACGCAGCAACAAAUCAGGGUAUCAUUGUCGUCAACUCGCCUUCUGGCAACAUCGUUGCCGCUGCUGAGCACACGAUUGCCCUCCUCCUCGCCACGGCUCGCAAUGUCGGCCGCGCAGAUACCACAAUGAAGGAUGGAAAGUGGGAGAGAGGCAAGCUUGUUGGUGUCGAAGUUGGCAACAAGACCCUCGGUAUUAUCGGCCUCGGCAAGGUGGGAAUGAAGGUUGCCCGAAUGGCCAUAGGCCUCGGCAUGAAAGUGAAGGCGGUUGAUCCGUAUGCCAGUGCAGAGAUUGCCGGCCAGGCCAACGUCGAGCUGGUAGCUGAUCUCAAGAGUCUAUUGCCGAUUGUAGACUUCUUGACCAUUCACACUCCGCUGAUGGCGAGUACACUCGACUUGCUGAAAGAGGAGGAGUUCCAGCAAAUGAAGAAGACUGCUAGAGUCCUCAAUGUUGCGAGAGGCGGCGUGUACAACGAGGCAGCGCUUCUUCGUGCGUUGGAUGAGGGAUGGAUCGCCGGAGCUGGUCUCGAUGUCUUCACGGCAGAGCCACCAGUCGCCGAGUCGACAGCGUCUCAGCUGACCCGGCACCCCAAGGUGGUCGCCACCCCUCACCUGGGAGCCUCUACUGUAGAGGCUCAAGAGAACGUUUCGAUGGACGUCUGUACGCAGGUGGCCGAGAUCCUCCGCGGUGGAUUGCCAACAGCAGCCGUCAAUGCACCGUUGAUCAUGCCGGAGGAGUAUCGCAAGUUGCAACCGUUUGUGCGUCUUAUCGAAAAGAUGGGCGGGCUAUAUACGCAACACUUUGUCGGUAGCCGAGGUGGUAUGAUUGGUGGCCGGAAAUUCGAGCUCAUCUAUCAGGGCGACCUGGCGGGCAUCUCCAACACACGACCGUUGUACGCCGCGCUGGUAAAGGGGCUCGUUUCAUCCAUCAGCGACUCAGGCGGCCGAGAUGUCAACAUCGUGAACGCCAGCCUGACGGCUAAGGAGAAAGGCAUCAUCAUCAGCGAGACGCACAGUGGGGAAGCGAAGAACGCAGUGUAUGCCAGCUUGGUGACGCUCCGAUCACACGGCGCAGGUGGCGAGCAGGUCAUCGAGGGAUACGUGUCGGGGCAGAGCAUCUACAUCUCGAAGCUAGACCGAUUCAGCGCAACUUUCCAGCCGCACGGAACGAUGUUGGUGCUGCACAACUAUGACGAGCCGGGCAAGAUUGGCGGUGUCGGUAUGGUACUGGGCCAGCAUGGGAUCAAUAUCACCUUCAUGCAGGUGGCCAGCUUGGACGGCGAGGAGAGGAAGGCAGAAGGAGGCAAUGAGGCAUUGAUGAUACUGGGCAACCGGACCAGGGAUGACGAUGCCGAUACUAGUCCCGGCCACAAAAGCUACUUCCGAGCCACGGAUGUGGGCAUCUUCAACCCAGAGACCAAAGAUGUAAGCAAUCUGGGCAUGGUCAGUGAUGGUAAAUUGACCAUCUACACAGACAUCUACGCCUUCACCGAUCGACUCAUCGAUCUGGCCGCUACCCGAGGCGAGGAUGCUGUCAAAGAAGUUUGGACGCAAUGUCUGCAGGGACCUGCAUUGGUAUGGUAUUCACAGAUUCUGACCACUACCGAUCGCAACUUGCUCCGCACCGCACCGGUGGGCGCCAUCACUGAUAAAUUACUUGAGCGCUUUAAGCCGCAUUAUGGCGAGGCGAUGCGUCGAUGGAACUACCGAUUCAGGGGAAGAGGCGGCUACACUAAUCCGUACCGCGGCGGAUAUCAGAGGACCAUCCCGGAGAACAGGCGCCUCACGGCACCGGAAGACAAGGCGCCGGCCAUCAGAGCGCAUCUUGCCAAUAUCCAGGAUGAAGCAUACGGUGACAACGACGUCGACAACCCGGAGGAGACAGCCCAAUUGGCACACUACCAGGCACCAACCGUGGCAGAUGAUGAUGAGUACGGAACCUAUGACAAAGAUGUGUUCGAGGACUCACAGCCGGAAUGGAUCGAGCCAGGAGGAGAACUACCCUUCACAUCUGACACAUCCCACGCAGCCAACUUCAUCGCGGUCAGCCGCCCUCAAGAUCCUCACCGACUGACAGUCAAACGGUGCAGGAUGUGCUCAGAGACAUUCGACAGCAAUAACCAGCUGCACAAGCACAUCCGCAGACAGCACGGCAACGGACAAGCUGGCACGAGCAUCACAUCAACCGCAUUUAUGGCAUUCACCGAAGCCUCGAUGCAAGCACAGCCGACCACAUCAGCGUCAGAUGUCAUGAAGGCAACCCCAACCAUCGUCACUUCAUCGGUGGACCCCGCGACGCAGAUGGGCACAGGAUUUGGCUUCAGAUCUUGGUCGUACUUCAGAUUCUGGAUCACACCAGACCCUCAGCAAUGCCAUGUCCAGAUGGACAUCUGCGGUAAUACCGGAUGCUCCACCACGUUGAUCGACAGGCAGUUCCUUCAAAAGCACUACCCACAUCUAACACUCCGCACCAGAGCGUCCCCAAUCACUAUCAAAGGCCUUAAUAAUACACAGCACCGCACCGAUUAG